Entrophospora sp. SA101 is the source of this 942-nucleotide messenger RNA. Lineage: Eukaryota; Fungi; Glomeromycota; Glomeromycetes; Entrophosporales; Entrophosporaceae. The record is from the annotation of a GenBank genome assembly.
AUGUCAGCAAGUGGCUUACAGAGGAGAAAAAUUGCUGGAGGAAUAAAUUCUAAUAAUUCUUCAUCAUCAAUUGAGGGCAAUAUUUCAACAAAUUUAGAAAGAUCACUUUCAAAUGAAAGUGGCGUUAGAGUAGCCGUAGAUCCAAAUGAUAUGCCAGAUGAAUUAGAUAAAAAACAACCAAAAUUAACACUUAUGGAAGAAGUGUUAUUAUUAGGUUUAAAAGAUAAACAGGGCUAUCUUUCGUUUUGGAAUGAUAAUAUAUCUUAUACUCUUAGAGGUUGUAUUCUUAUGGAACUUGCUUUUCGAGGUAGAAUAGCAAUGAUAAAAGAUCCUGCUCGUCGUAAAUUUCCUCUUUCAGAUAGGUAUAUUGAAGUUGUAGAUGAAAAAUUAACAGGGGAAGUGUUGUUGGAUGAGGCAUUAAAAAUGAUGAAAUCUAGUGAAAUAAUGAGUGUGGGAAGUUGGAUUGAUUUAAUGAGCGGAGAAACUUGGAAUGUGAUGAAAAUUGGUUAUCAAUUAAAACAAGUAAGGGAACGAUUAGCAAAAGGAUUGGUAGACAAAGGAAUUUUAAGAACUGAGAAACGCAACUUUUUACUAUUUGAUAUGGCAACACAUCCUGUAAGCGAUACUACAGCAAAAGAAGAAAUUAUAAAAAGAGUAAUUAAAACUUUAACACAUCUUAAUCACUCAUCGACUUCCUCAAUAUCAGACCCAGAUAUACCAUUUAGUUUACUGCGUACUAUAUCUAUGGUAUGUGCUUCAUACGCAGCCAACGUAUUAGAAAAUGCAUUAGUUCAAUUGAAUCAGGAAAUGAGAGAAAAAGCUUAUGUUAAAGUUGAUGAAAUGUUAAGUGAAUAUUCAGUUUGGCCAUUUGCAAAAAAAAUCAAAUUAGAUAUUCCGGAAGGUAAAGAUUUACAAAUUGAAGUCGUGGCUGCUAAAAUUUAA